CGGGGGCGGCAGCCGGCGGGCUGCUGAGGGAAGCUGCAGGUCGCCCCCCGAGCUUUUGUGUGCAUGUCUCUUGCUUUUGCUGCUUAACUAAAAAUGAUCCGGCCCCCCCUCAGCUGCGGAGGAGCGAGGGAAUGGAAUCGCAUUUAUAGCGCCCGUGUGAUCGGGAAAGCACAGGACCCCAGAAGGAUGCAGUCCUCCUCACGGACAGAACAGCACAGGAAAUGUGUGUGAAGCUGGGAGCUGAGAGAAGCAGGCCUGGUGUCAGCAGCAGCUUGCACUGUUUGGAGCCAUGGGAUGCAGCAGUUCUGUACCUGACAGGAGGUCAGAGAACGUGAUUCGAGCUGCCAUCCUCAUCCAGAACUGGUACCGCUUUACCAUGGCCCGGCUGGAGACAAGGCGCCGCUGCUCCCUGAGCAUCUUUCAGUCCAUCGAAUAUGCUGAGGAGCAAGACCAGCUGCAGCUAUCCAACUUUUUUACCUUCAUGCUGGAUCACUGCACCCAACCUGAUUCAGUGUCCCACAUUUUCACCACGCCAGGUGCUCCCCAGGGGGUGGAUGAAGACUUGUGCUUAAGAGAGUUUGAAGUGCAGAUCGAUGUUCCUGACUCCUACUAUGGACCGCGGCUCUCAUUCCCCCUUACCGUUGAAGAUGCCAAUGCUCUUCUGCAUGCUUUCAGGAAUGAGCAGCUGCUUCAUGCCCGCUAUGUGCUGCAGCUACUCUGUGAAACCAGGAGGGUUCUCAAGGAGAUGCCAAAUAUCACUCAGCUUUCAACUUCCUACUCCCAGGAGAUAACUGUCUGUGGAGAUUUGCAUGGAAACUUGGAUGACCUUUUGCUGAUAUUCUACAAGAAUGGUUUGCCUUCAGAACAGAACCACUACAUCUUCAAUGGUGACUUUGUGGACAGGGGGAAGAACUCCAUGGAAAUUCUUAUCAUCCUCUUUGCCUUUCUGCUCAUCUACCCCAACCACCUGCACUUGAACAGAGGAAACCAUGAGGACUACAUCAUAAACCUGAGGUAUGGCUUCACAAAAGAAGUGGUGAAGAAGUACAAGGACCACGGGAAGCAGAUCCUGGGGCUUCUGCGAGACGUCUUUAGCUGGCUGCCCCUCGCCACUAUCAUCGACAGCAAAGUGCUCAUCCUCCAUGGAGGCAUCUCAGACACCACAGAUCUGGAGUUUCUCAAUGCACUUGAGAGAAAUAAGUUGAAGUCUCUGAUGCGGCCACCGAAGUCAGUGACAGAGAGGCAGGAGCAAGAGAAGGAAAGGAUUCCCACAGCCAGAGCCAGCCAACACAUUGCCAACCAGAAACCACAGCACAGCUCUUCAGCAGGCUCUGCUGAGCCUUCACGGACAAGCUUGCCUCCAGACCCUGCCCUGAAGGAGUGGAAACAAAUGCUGGACAUUCUGUGGAGUGACCCAAGGAGCCAGAACGGCUGCACACCCAACAAGCGGCGAGGAGGAGGCUGUUACUUUGGGCCUGAUGUCACUGCCAGGCUGUUUGAAAGGUACAACCUGAAGAUGCUCAUCAGGUCUCAUGAGUUCAAGCCUGAAGGUUAUGAGAUCAGCCACGAUGGGAAGGUCAUCACUAUCUUUUCUGCCUCCAACUACUACGAAGAGGGCAGCAACCGUGGAGCUUACAUCAAGCUGAGCCCGGAGCUGAGGCCGCGCUUCGUGCAGUACCAAGUCAGCAAGCAGACGCGGCGGAGGAACCUGCGCCAGAGGGUGGGUACAAUCGAAUCCUCUGCUUUAAAGUCCUUGAGAGAGAAGAUUUAUGCCCACAGGUCUGAGCUCACCACUGCUUUUGCACAGUACGACCACAAUGGCACAGGCACCAUUCCUGUCAGUGACUGGGCUGCAGCCAUGGAGUCUGUCCUGCAGCUGGACCUGCCCUGGAGGAUGCUGCGGCCUCAGCUAGCCCAGAUGAGCCCAGACGGAGAAGUUGACUUCAUGUCGUGUUUUUAUGACUUGAAAAUAGGUCAACCUCUGAAAGAGGCUCAGCCAGCGCUGGUGGAAACACUCUGCAGAUACAGAAAGGAUCUGGAGAUCAUCUUCAACAUCAUUGACAAAGACCACUCAGGUCUGAUUUCCCUUGAAGAGUUCAGCCAGAUGUGGAAACUCUUCACUUCUCACCUGGGCAUUGACAGAUGUGACGAGUCCAUUGACAAGUUAGUCCUCAGCAUAGACUACAACAAAGAUGGCCACAUUGACUUCAAUGAAUUCCUGGAGGCCUUUCAUGUGGUUCAUAGAUUGGAGAAAAAGGCAAACUCAUGAAAAGGAAGAGCUUCCUGGGGGCUGCCUUGGGAGCAGAGGCAGCCCAGGCUCCAGCCUGGCUGACAAGCAGGCUGCUGGAUGUGGUGAGCAGUGUGGCCACUGUGCAAGCCUUUAUUCAGUCCCUUCUGCCUGAGGCAGAAGAGACAAAACCCCACUGCUACUGCAUUCUUAUUACUGCCACUGCCACAGCAGCACCUUACAAUUUAUCCUCCUCCUUGGUGGCUUCUCCCCCAUCAGUUCAAUCUAGGAACACUGCCAAGGUCACACCUACAGCCCCACGGGAAGAGAAACUUUGCUGUGGUUCUUUCAGCAGUCCUUAAGUGACAGCUGAGGAACAGCACUGAGAAGCCCAAGGAACAUAUCAGCCCCUCCCUGGCCUUACAAUGGGCAAGGCAGAGGCUUGCUGCAGACUGCCCAGUCUGGGAGAGGCAAACAACCCUUGCAUGAUGCAGCUCCUGUCCUCCUUGAAGUUUACAGACACAGCUCAAAGGACCUUAGCUGAAAGCUGUUUACACUUGCACUACAUUUCCUCUUGCCACUGAUUACUUCUCCCUACCUUUGGUGGGCUGUGGAGCUCAGAACCAGUCCUAAUUCAUCACCUAACUCUGCAGCAUGAUGAUGUAAGAUGGAGGUGGCACAAUAAAGCUUCAGCUGUCACAGUCA
Messenger RNA from Pogoniulus pusillus (Red-fronted tinkerbird), 2932 nucleotides. It is a transcript of the gene PPEF1, whose product is annotated as protein phosphatase with EF-hand domain 1. NCBI's taxonomy places the organism in Eukaryota, Metazoa, Chordata, Aves, Piciformes, Lybiidae. The record is from RefSeq and is a predicted model, not a curated record. The coding region runs from base 290 to 2269 and encodes 659 amino acids. The transcript has 17 exons. Gene Ontology annotation, biological process: detection of stimulus involved in sensory perception. Gene Ontology annotation, molecular function: iron ion binding; manganese ion binding; calcium ion binding.